Maudiozyma saulgeensis is the source of this 1839-nucleotide messenger RNA. NCBI's taxonomy places the organism in Eukaryota, Fungi, Ascomycota, Saccharomycetes, Saccharomycetales, Saccharomycetaceae. The record is from the annotation of a GenBank genome assembly.
AUGUACUCAGGUUUAUAUAGUUCACCGUUUCCGAAAUUGAAUCCUAAUGUUCGGUAUAGGACAGUCUUUGAAAGAGCUGGGUUUGACACAAAUAAUGGAAAUUCCAACUCAAACAAUAACAGCAGUAGUACUAGUGAUACACCACCGCAUAAUCAUUCGCAUCAACAUCAGCAUGAUAGUAGUCGGUUAGGAUCAGGGGCUAAUACGCCGACCAAGAGCAUUCCUACGAAUGGAAUUCCCAUGUCGACACCUAAUACUGCCGGUCAGAAUAUAUCACGUCCUCAACCUGGUAACAAUAAUAAUUUUGAUGAAUAUAGAUCUGUGAAUGAUAGGAAUAGGAUAUCACCACCACAUGAUAACAGUAUAGAAAUGGUAGAUUCGUCAUUGCAUGAGGAUCCAUAUGUGGUACCUGUUGUAACAACAACUGCUUCUACGAAGUCGUCAUCAUCAUCAAGAAAUCCACAUCAUUCACAAGAACCUUUUAAUUUUGAGACAAACAAUACAGAUGAUGUAAAUGAAGAUAUGAACCCAAUUGAUAGAUCGUUUAUGAUGCUAACUCAAAAUGAUUCACAUUCAAUAAUUUCUCAAUCACGAAAAAACAGUAAUCAUGGUAUUAAUAUGAAUAAUCAUAUCUCAAGGGGUAAUAGUAAUGUUGAUCAAUCUAUUACUUCUUCACAUUCUUCUACAUCUUCACAUUUUAAAAGGCUUCCAUCUCCAGUUCAGGAAUUGGAUUUGGGAUUUAAAAUUCCAACUGUUUUGGUUAAUGAACCAAAUAAUAAUGAUAGUAAUAAUAAUAAUAUAGAAUCCUUGAAGACAGAUAGCGUAAACUUUGAACCAGAUCAUAUAUUGACAAAACAAGUUACAGAUGAACAUUCUUCAGAGAAUAACGAGGUUCAAUUAGAUUUCCAACAAGAAGAACAUGCAUCAGAUACAAUAGUAUCCAAGAAUUUACAAGUAGAACAAUUGAUUGCUGAAUUGGAUGAUGUUUCAUUUUCUAGGAAUGAACAAAUAUCACAAACAUUACUCUCUGGUCAUAAUGGGAGUAGUUCUAAUUCGGAUGAAUCUUCAUCUUCUAAGACUACAUCGGUGUCGAUAGAGGACCCACGAAUGAAAAAAUCAAGUGCAUAUUUAUCGGGAUUCCCAUUGAGAAGUCAAGGAUCAUCACCACCUUCCAAAGAUAGUGAUAAUGAUUCAUUCAAUAGUGGAACUAAUCCCAAAGCAACAGGAACUUUUGAUGGUACACCAACUUUUUUCAAAUUUGCAUCCAAGGAUAAAUUGUUUUCACAACCAGAUUUACCUGAAGAUAAAGAUAUCCAACAACAAAUGCCUGAAAUUAAAUAUGCUCCAGGUGAAGGUCCAUGUAGACUUUGUGGUAAAGAUAUCCUGGAGAAAGGUGUAUUUUCAAAAAAUGAAAAUGAAUUAUCGGGACAAUGGCAUCGUAAUUGUUUUAGAUGUUCUAAUUGUUCUAUAAAGUUCAAUAAGAAGGUACCAUGUUAUAUUCUUAAUGAUAAACCUUAUUGUCAACAACAUUAUCAUGAAGAGAAUCAUAGUAUAUGUCAAGUUUGUUCAAGAUUUAUAGAAGGGGAAUGUUUAGAGAAUGAUAACAUGGAAAGAUUUCAUAUUGAUUGUUUGAAAUGUUUUAUUUGUAAAAAAAUCAUUGAAAAUGAUUAUUUUAUAUUUAAUGAUGAAGUACCAAUCUGUGCAGAUCAUGAUAUGGAUGUAUUGAUUGAGAACGGUCUUACAAAUGCGGACUUCAAUGAUACAAAGGCCAAUGAAACUUUGAAAAGAAAUAAUACAUUAUCAAAACGUAGAACGAGGGUUAUUAGUUUCAUGGAUUAG